UACACUCGGAAUACACCGCCUAAUGCCCUCAAAAGCCCUGUUCUUUUUCGUCCAAAAAAGAAAUUCUUAUGCCACUUUUGUCCCCAUCGUCCUCAUCCAGCGGAGAAGAGAAGUGAGAGAAAAGCAAUGGAAGACAACAGAGCAGUGGAGGCAGAGAGAUGGCUGAGCAUCGCCGAGAAGCUCCUUGCCGCACGUGACUUGCACGGCUGCAAAACGUUUGCCAUCCGCGCCCGAGAAUCUGACCCCAGACAGGUUCGUUUCUCCGACCAGAUCCUUGCUGUAGCCGACGCCCUCAUCGCCGGCGAGGCCCGGAUCAACAACCAGAACGACUGGUACGCCAUUCUCCAGCUCUCUCGCCGUACCCAAGACCCCGAACUCGUCGCCACCCAGUACCGGCGUCUCGCUCUGCUCCUGAACCCGGAUCAGAAUCGCUUGCCCUUCGCUGAUCAGGCCUUCAGGCUUGUCGCGGACGCCUGGUCGGUUCUGUCGAACCAGGCGAAGAAGGCUCUGUACGAUGACGAACUCAGUCUUUUGAAACUCGAUCCGAGCGCCGAUUCGGCUCAACCGGGUCGGAGACCAGUGAGGAAGAGCACUAGAAACAAGGGUGGGAGUGGGGAAAUGCCGAGUUUCGAGUCAGCUCGGAUGCCUCGAACGACUGAGCCGACUCAGUCUCUGGGUCCGUGUUUCUGGACUGCGUGUCCCUACUGCUACAAUCUGUAUGAGUACCCUGGGGUGUACGAAGAGUGUGUCCUGCGAUGCCAGAACUGUCAGAGGGCAUUUCACGCUGUGAGGAUCCCGUCUCCGCCAGCGGUCGGCGAUGGCAAGGAUGGAUACUUUUGUUGUUGGGGUUUUUUUCCUUUAGGAUUUUCUGUGAACCCUCCUGAAAAUGCUAAAACGACAGGCGGCUACUCUAAUUGGGUGCCGUUUUCUCCAAUGUUCGCUUGCCCUUCGCAGUAUGCAGGUCACCGGAAUGUCCCCGAGCAACCUGAAAAAGUGGUGGUGGCUAAGAAUGUGAAUGCCCCAAGAACUAAAAGUCCUGUGGCACGGCGGAGCAUUGUUAUCUAUGAUGAUGAUGAUGAUGACGAUGACGAUGAGUUUAUUGAGGUUUCGGACCCAAGUGAUGACUCGGAUGAUGAAUGGGGUAGUAUUAGGAAGAAGAAGAAGGCGAAGAGCGUGAAGGCUAAGGGUUUGGUGGGUAAAGUUGGGAGGAAGUCGCAAGGGGAGAAGAUAAAGAAGGAAGAUCAGCGUUUUUCGGGGCAGGUUGAGGGGGGAAGUGGUGAGAGCCCACAAGGUUUGUUGGCUGUGGAAGAAGGUGUGGAGGCGCCGGGUGUGUCGAAGGUGGAUACAAGCACAAAGGUGGGAGGGAAUAAUGGGAAGAAGCAACCGGAAAAGGGUGUGAAGGAGUUGGGGAAGUUGGAUUUGAAUGUGGAAUUUAGUAAUGAGGUGGAAGAGGCGGCAGUGGGAAUAAGUGAAGGGAAUGGGGAGGAGGAUAACAUUGAAGGGAUUAGUUUUUUUGAGGGUCUUGAUGAGUUUCUGAGUAGUCUGCCUAUACUUUCUGUUGUGGGCGAUGACAAGGUUAAGGCGGCUUAGAGAACUCAUCCUUCACCCUUUGGUUAAAAGUUUUCUGGCCCAAAAGGUAGAAGCGGUGAUGGGGAACAUCAAGAUUUGGUUUGGUGUGACAACACAAAUAAAGGGGAAAAAAAAAUCCCCCAAAAAAGAAAGGAGAAAAGAUGAAAAAAUGAAACAUAUCAGAAAAAGGAAAAUGUCGUUUCCUGCUGCAGAAAGGGUGCAUGAAAACAUCAGAUAAAGCAGAAUUAUCAACCCAAGCCACAGAAAAAGAACCCCAGUUGUCUCAGUAAAGGUGCCUUUUUGACCAUUCAAUGAAAUUGAUGUGAUGCAUAUGGGCCCUACUGCAAGGGGAUGCUUUCAUUUAUGUCAUGGAGCUGCUUAUGGGUGGCUUGGCCUUGAUAAAUGCAGUCAAUACUUUGUUUUUCAGGUUCAAACAUUAUGAAUGUGACUCAUGUUGGCUUGGUAAAGUUAGCUACAAGAAUGUAAAGAUGACUUGGAGGCAAUUAAUGCUGGGCAAGAAGGGAAAAUGUGGCUUAUUUUGCCAAAAAACAAGGGGAGUUGAACUGUUUGGUUCUUGAAGAACUGUUUGGCUCACCCGGUUCACCGGUCCAACUAUUACUUUAGGAGGUUCGAGACAGGUCUAGUGGGUAAACAGUUCAAAAGGGGGAACCAGACUGAAAAGGCCAUCGAUCAACAAUUGGACUGGUUCAGCUGACCGAUCCAAUUUGGUUUUCAAAACAUUAUGAUUAAUACAAAUUAUAUACAAAGCUAUACAAAUAUUGACAUAAAUUUUUUUGGAUGUUGUUCUAAAAUUGUGAUAUAUAAAAAUCCUAUGUUUUUGUUCAAAA
This is a messenger RNA of Vitis riparia (riverbank grape), 2417 nucleotides long. RefSeq lists its product as uncharacterized. Lineage: Eukaryota; Viridiplantae; Streptophyta; Magnoliopsida; Vitales; Vitaceae. Bases 127 to 1590 code for a protein of 487 amino acids. The record is from RefSeq and is a predicted model, not a curated record. The transcript has 5 exons.